AUCGGUACUCGCGCCAAAAACGAUAUCAAAUAUCUGAUAUUGAUAUGAUAUUUCAGAUAUCAAAUUUUUGAUAUAUCAACACAAAAAUAUCAAAAGUUGAUAUAUCAUAGUUGAUAUUACCUGAUGUACGAAACGUUGACCAUUUAAUGGGUCUUGAAUGGCAACAGUCAGUUUAAACCUUAAAAACAUGUAAUUUUUGUUAUUUUAGCCGGUUAUAGGUGUUUAGCAAUAUAUUACUGCUUUAUAAGUUCAAUUUGGCGCCUUUCGAUUAGGUUUUGUUGACAUUGACAGUUGACAAUCGGCGGGCGCAGGGGAGGGUCUGGCUCUUGCGCAGGUCUAGCGUGGGAGUGUGCUUCUGUUGUUGUUUUCGUUUUGCGUUGCGUAAGAGAAGAAGCAAGUCCAGAAACUGGGAGACUGAAUUGAUAAUAAAAUGCUGAAUUUAAAAAGAAUUCACCAGCUAUCCUCAAGCAAUAUGCAACAGAACGAUGAAAUAGAAGACGAUCCGCCGCCGCCAUCACCACCAAAUUCGGAACCAAUAGAUAUCCACAUAGAGGAUGAGGAGGAAGAGCGGGAAGAAGCAGAAUCGAAUGUGACUGAGGAGGCUGAGGCUGGUGCGCAAAGCCAUGGCUGCAUAGUAAAGAAAUACUUCAGACGUGAUGCAAAUGAUAAAGGGCUAUACUAUUGUCUGAAAUGCCCCGGCGCUAAGAAAGUAAGAGGAAGCAAUACAAGCAAUUUAUGGCACCACCUGGAAAAACACCACUUUCCAAUCUACAUUAAACAUCAUUCAAGACAGAAACUAAAGGAGGGUAAAAAAAAAAACCAGAAAAGAACAAACACUGCAAGCACCAGCAGCAGCACCAGCAGCUAUAAUGAAGUAGAACAUGCAAGCGAAAAUGGGCCUAAGAAAAUGAAACAAGCUACAAUUUUGCAGUCUUUCGCUCUCAGCAAGAAAGCCACUGAAUCUAAACUAUCUGAGUUAGCCAUGGCUGUUCUGGAAAAUUGCGAAUUCGCUAGCGUUCGGCUGUUUGAUAGCCCACAUUUCAAGGCCAUUCUUGAGUGCGCUUGUCCAGCAUUCAGUUCUUUCACCAGCUCGGAGGAUGUAAGCAACAAAUAUUUCUAA
This is a messenger RNA of Cloeon dipterum, 1120 nucleotides long. RefSeq lists its product as uncharacterized. The record is from RefSeq and is a predicted model, not a curated record. The transcript has 4 exons. Bases 431 to 1120 code for a protein of 229 amino acids. Lineage: Eukaryota; Metazoa; Arthropoda; Insecta; Ephemeroptera; Baetidae. Gene Ontology annotation, molecular function: DNA binding.